AUGGGGAGGUAUGAGUGGAGUACGGAUGCGGGGAGGAGAGAGGAGGAAGAGGAGGAGAGGAGGGCUUCUGGAGUGAGAGUGGAGGGUAGUUGGUUUGGUGCGGUUGAGACGUUUGGAAAUGGCGGAGGGGAGGGUGUAGACGUGGAGAUUCGCAGAGGAGGAAGGAACGGCCGUGAAGGUUCGCCGUUGGGCGGAGGGCAGGCGGAGAGAAUGGGACGAGAAACGUCGCGGGAAAAGAGUGGAAGCAAGGUGGAGUUCCAGUUACCUCUAUCGGUCCCUUCCCACCUCCCUCACGACGAGCCCGCCACACCGUCUCUCGCCCACCCUCCCUCCCGCCCACCCACAUCCUCCUCUCCUCCCACUCCCCUCUUCCCUUGGUACCUUCCCCCAGCCCAUCCGCUCCACCACCCCCCGCGCUCCCCCAUACCACACGCCACCACAGAGCCACGUCCACUCUCCCGCCCCCAGUCCCGCCACACCUCCCCCCUGCGCUCCUCCUCUCCCCGCCUCCCGUCCAGCAUGUCUCUCCCUGAUGUGCCCAUCCCUGCAUCUCUUUCCGAUUGGGCAGCCCAAGCUGCCCAUGAACGUCCUGUGGCAGACCUAUUUAUCGACCCCUUGCCCCCCAACUCCUCCCUGUCCUCCCCCUCACCAGACUCCCCUCGCUCCCCACACUCCCCCCGCUCCCCUCACUCCCCCCGCUCUCCUUGUUAUCCACACGCCAGUGUCAUGUCUGCUGCAAGCGGUGAGACAUUCUCACAGGACUUUAAGCGGUACCAGCAGCAGCGAUCCAGGAACAAUCUUGAGGCGCCCCUGAAGUCAACACCCGGCCUCCCUUCCUUUUCCAGUGUCAUGUCUGCUUCUAGUGGUGAGACGUUCUCACAGGACUUUAAAAGCAUGGUUCAGUACCCCAUACCCCGGCUGCGCACGCUAGCAGAGAAGCUCCGCCUACCCCCCGCUGCGCUGCCAUGGGCGCUGCUAUCCCUAGCCGCCGUCGUGCUCAUGCUCCUCGGGUCCCUCUGGACGUCCCAGCAGACCUCCGCGCGGCACGAGCAGAUCGUGUCGCAGCUGCUUCGGGAAAAAGAGGCUCUUAAGCUUAAUUUCGACGAGGUGAUUACGAAGAAGUCGCACGGCCAGGCGGAAUUAGACGGGCUCCGGCAGCAGGUGGCGCAAUUGACGGAGGAGGUGGGGAAGAAAACUAAUGAAGCGGCGGAGCUCGCGGCUAAGGCGCAGCAACUAUCCGCCGAUCUAGACAAGGCUAAGACGGACACGAGCGCGGUAGACGGAUUGAAAAAAGACAUGGAGGAGCAAAGGAAAAAGCUUACGGAAGAGCAGCAGGCAGCAGCGGCGAGAGCAGCCAAGGCGGAGGAGGAAGCGAAGAAAUGCCGAGAGGAAGCAGCAGCAAAGGAGAAGAAAUAUGUGACGGACGUGCGCGAAGGGAAGGUUGCUCCGCCCGGAGCGGAGGAAAUCGCGGAUCUGCUGGAUCUAUCCGUCAACCUCACGCAGCGCGUGCUGAAGCUGGAAGGCGAAGCGACCGCGGAGAAAUUCGAGACGGAGGCGAGAAUAAGGACGUUGCUAGAGCAGGCGGUAGGGAGCACCGCGGCGUACCCCGAGGCGCUGCGGCAGGAUAUAAAGACCACGCGCGACGCGUGCGUGCGCGCGGGGUACGCGUCGACGGAGUUGAAACGAACCGUGGCGGAUCUGUCGAUAUACAAGCACAAACAGAACGUCGCGGCAGCUGCUGCUGCUGCUGCUGCGGGAAAGACAGGGGGGGCAGCAGCGGCGGAAGGGGAGGAAGAGCCCGCAGGGCCGCUGGCUGUCUGUCGCUCCGCGCGUUGCAAGGCGACAGACGAGGAGCUGAGCCGGUUUAUGAACUACACGGAGAAGGAGGUUUGCCCGGACGACUGGCAUUUCGUCCAGGAGCUGAUCUUCGACCGCGGCUGCCAUUCCCUGCCGCGGCGCCGCUGCUUCGCGGCGAAUUUCACGGGGUUCGAGGACCCGGUGCCGUUCCCGAAUGCUCUAUGGAACGAGAGUGCGCUCAUGGAUACCAACGUGAACUGGGAGCACCAUUCCUGCAAGUCGUUUGCGUGUUUGAAAUCUGGUCCGGGGCAGGUGAAUGACUGUAAGGACUGCUUUAAUCUUGACGUGGAGAAGACGAGGUGGAAGGGGGGGAUCAGGGGGACGAUUUCCAUGGAAGAAGUUUUCCAUCUGACCAACAACACUCUUCGCAUCGGGUUGGACAUUGGUGGUGGGUCGGGCAGUUUUGCUGCCCGGAUGCAGGAAUUCAACUGCACGGUGCUGACCACAGGGAAGAACUGGGCCAGCCCCAAGGAGAAAAACUCCACAGAGCCCACGGGGGUUCCUUACAUGGAAGCAGUGGCAGCGCGGGGACUUGUGCCGCUGUACCUGCCGUUCUCGGCGCGGUUACCGUUCUAUGACAACACGAUAGACGUGAUCCACACGGGCACGAGCAUUAACGAUGUGGAUUUUGAGGAGUUUGAGGAGAUGUUUUACGACUGGGACCGCGUGUUGAGGCCGGGCGGGGUUAUCUGGUUCGACCUGUUUUACUCGCAGGUGCGCAAGAUGCCGCUGUACAUGGAGAUAGUGGACAUGUUCAAGUACGACCAGCUACACCGCGCUGUAACACCGUCUCUUGGCGCUGCUGGCCUUUACGUGCACAUGAGCUUCGUGCUUCAGAAGCCACGCCAGAGAGAUUUCACCCUUCCCCCGCCUGAACCGUUUGAGUGA
Molecule: messenger RNA, 2745 nt
Organism: Closterium sp. NIES-65
Lineage: Eukaryota; Viridiplantae; Streptophyta; Zygnematophyceae; Desmidiales; Closteriaceae
Source: the annotation of a GenBank genome assembly